AUGUUGGAUGUUACAUGUUUGCUCCGAAAUUUCAGAUAUAUGACAGUUUAUAAUCUAUAUAUAUAUGGAAAAAAUGGUGAUGGCCUAUAUUAUCGUGAAUGGGCUAAAACAAAGCAGGGUGAAUGUCCAUCUAACAAUGAUCUGAAGUUGAUGCGUGGUAUGCUGAUUGGUUUGAAAGGAUUUUGUCAGAAAAUUUCACCGUUGGAUUAUGAAAUUAAUCGUUUUUCUUAUGUUACUAACACCUAUCGACUUCAUUUUUAUGAAACACCUACACUAAUGAAGAUUGUACUUACCACCGAUAAUUCAUGUUCACCAAUGCAUGAAGAACUUGAAGGAAUUUUCCAGAUAUACACCAAAUAUGUUUCACAGAAUCCACUAGUUAAACAUGAAGGACUGAUUAAAAGUCAAGUUUUUUCUGAGAAACUCGAUCAAUAUGUUCAAAGUUUACCUGUAUUCAGCAAAUAA
This is a messenger RNA of Heterobilharzia americana, 465 nucleotides long. The record is from the annotation of a GenBank genome assembly. Lineage: Eukaryota; Metazoa; Platyhelminthes; Trematoda; Strigeidida; Schistosomatidae.